Molecule: messenger RNA, 1224 nt
Organism: Lactuca saligna
Lineage: Eukaryota; Viridiplantae; Streptophyta; Magnoliopsida; Asterales; Asteraceae
Source: the annotation of a GenBank genome assembly
AUGUUCAAUUUGAGAUUUUCAACUUUAACGUCAGUUAUAUGUACGAAAGGGUCUUCCUUCGUACAGUGUUCCGAAUACGAUGCAAAUCAUUCUUUCCAGUCGACAAAAGGUGAAAUCGGACAAUAUCCCACCAAAGAAAAAUGUACAUCACCGAUUAAACCAAGAAUCAUGGAAUCACCUCACAUGAAAAGUCCUAGAAAUGGAAUGGUGAUAAAAAAAGAUGUUAAAGAUCUUCGCAAGAAUCCUGGAUAUGGUAAUCUUGAUGUUUUCACAUAUGAAGAAAUGCGAAUUGCUACAAAAGUUUUUAGACCAGAUCAAGUGUUAGGUGAGGGUGGUUUUGGAAUUGUUUAUAAAGGUGUUAUAGAUGAGAAUGUGAGAGCUUGUUAUUCAAAAAUUCAAGUUGCUAUUAAGGAACUUGAUCCAGAAGGAAUCCAAGGAGAUAGGGAAUGGCUGACUGAAGUCAAUUAUUUAGGUCAACUACAACACCCUAAUCUAGUGAAGCUUAUUGGCUACUGUUGUGAGGAAGAUCAUCGGCUUUUGGUGUAUGAGUAUAUGCCAUCUGGCAGUUUGGAAGAUUACCUUUUCCGUAGAGCAUCUGCGACACUGAAUUGGUCAAAGAGAAUGAAGAUAGCUUUGCAUGCUGCAAAAGGGCUUGCUUUUCUUCAUGAUGCAGAAAGGCCGGUGAUUUAUCGAGAUUUCAAAACAUCAAAUAUUUUGUUAGAUGCGGACUUUAAUGCAAAAUUAUCGGAUUUUGGACUUGCAAAAGAUGGGCCAAUGGGAGAUCAAACACAUGUGUCGACACGAGUUAUGGGUACUUACGGAUAUGCAGCUCCUGAGUAUAUCAUGACAGGACACUUGACAGCUAGAAGUGAUAUAUACGGAUUUGGAGUGGUGCUUCUUGAGAUGUUGAUCGGGAGGAAAGCCAUGGACAAGAGUCGGCCUAGCCAUGAGCACAAUUUGGUGGAUUGGGCUAGACCGCUUUUGACCCAUGACAAGAAACUUUUAAAGAUACUAGAUCCUAGAAUGGAAGGUCAAUAUUCAUCCAAAGAGGCUAUAAAAGCGGCUAAUUUGGCUCACCAAUGUAUUAGUCAAAACCCGAAAGGUAGACCGGCUAUGGGUAAUGUUGUUGAACUGCUCGAGUCUCUUCAAACCAAUGACGUUGUUGGUCUAGAAGAGACUCGAACACCAAGAUUAGUGAAAAAAAGCCCCCAAAGGGGGUUUUGA